AUGGCAACUGCAGCGGAAUCUGACAGUGACAGAGGAAUAGCACGGAGCCCUUAUGAAAAAAACCCUCGGGCGCCUGAGCGCAAUGGUUAUGUGAAAACAUGUGUCACCCCUCUGUACCAGGAUCCGGGUUGCCAGUCGUGGUUGAAGCUAAGUGAGGUAUGGAGCUGUAAAAGUCUCUCCUCUGCGGUAUGUGUCGGGUCUGUCUCGGUUUUUCUCGCUCUGGUGGUUAAAUUCGUUGACUGGGAUGUAGAGCAAAGCCGCAGCUGCAGCAGCAGCACUCCUAAUAAAGAGACGGGAUCUCCUUUUCAAUACGUGACAAGCAGCGCGGUGGAACUAGUGUUAACCUUGUGGCAUCUGAUUUCUCCUAUUUUCACUCUUAUAUGUGCCUUCUUUUGGAUCGGACUCUAUCUGAUCCGUUGCGGUGUGCUGAUCAGGACCGCUGUGUUUUUACUGACUGUUUGUCAUUUGGGCGAAGCGGCGGCACAGUCGCUUUUACACGGAGCGGAUGACCAGCUGCUCUCCUUCACGGCGACAGUAGUGGUGCUCGCCUGCUUGGCAAGCGGGGCACUCAUGGUGGUGAGACUGGGCCAGGGGAUCUCGGUCAUCAUUUUCAUCAGCAUCAUCAGGACUGUCUCCCUCAUUUCGCUGCACAAAGUUCGUGCUAGCUGGAGGCCGUAUCUAGCGUACCUGGUCGGGGUGCUAGGUGUCCUGUUAGCGAGGUAUGCAGACAAGCUUCUGCCGCACCAGGGGACACACCGGGAAGGUUGCACCUCGGUGACAGGAGCCCGGGAAGACAUUCCGGUGUUUAAAAGACGACGGCGGUCCAGUUCAGUCGUAUCAUCAGACAUGGCACAUCACGGUCAGUCCAACAGCAAGUCACACAGGAGGACCUCAUUGCCAUGCAUUCAGAGAGAUCAGAUGCUCCCACAGCAGGAAUGGGAUCACAAGAGAGGAGCCCGAGGAUCUCAGUCCUCAGGCACCACUGUGACAGUGGACAUAGCGGUGAUGGGCGAGGCCCAUGGGAUGAUCACAGACCUGCUGGCUGAUCCAUCUCUUCCUCCCAACACCUGCACUUCACUGCGGGCUGUCAGUAACCUGCUGAGCACUCAGCUCACCUUCCAGCCCCUGCAUCGUCCUCGCCUCAGCCCCUUACUGACCUUCAGCGACAGCCACCCCUGCUCUGACUCUGAGGAACCUCCAGAGAGGAGCGAGAGGCUGGCCAUCCCAAAGCGUUUGAGACGGAGUUUACCACCCAACCUGCUCCGUAGAAUCUCGUCUACCUGGACCACCACCACCUCAGCCACAGGCCUGCCUACCAUCGAGCCGGGCCCGGUCAGACGGGACCGCAGCUCCAGCAUCAAAAUCUUACACGACAGCCCCACCAGCAGCAUGGUGAAUAGUGAGUCAUGGAACAGUUCAGUCAUGCUGACCAUCUCCAAAAGCAGGUCCUUGUCUGCAUCAUAUGCUACAACAGCCGCCAAUCACCUCUACAACAAGAGACUGAGCCGCCCAGGUUGUCAUCCUACCAACAUCUCACCUCUGGCUUCCCCGUGCCACUCACCUCCAGUUCAGGGUACACCAGUCAACAGCCCUACUGCCAAAAUCCCCUCAGCUGAACUGCCUGAUCCUGGCGUCUCCCAGAUUGACUCUGUGCCAGCUCGAACCCCACACAGAGCCCUAACACACAGCCAAAGUGCCCCCAGCUCCACCACUACUCACUGGGCCCCACCACCACUCUGUAGUAGCUGUGGAAGACCAUAUGGCAAACUACAGCAUGGAGAGGGCUCCUUAGACAUGGGAGAGAGACAUCUACAGACAGAUGACCCUGCUCUGGCCUCUUCUGACUAUGACAGUACCUAUGAGACCAACCACAGUGACAGCAGUGAUUUUGCACAAAAUGAAGAGGACGGAGAGAGCCACAAUAAGCCUUCUAACACCCAGAACGAGUGCAGAAUCUACCCUCCAGAAAAUUUGGUCCUGCUCCCCCUCCUGCCCUCAGAGGAUAAGCCUAUCCUGGCGCCGGAACCACUGGUGAUGGAAGGCCUGGAGCCAAUCAUGAGCCAGAUAAAUAAUUGGAACUUUCCCAUCUUUAACCUGGUGGAAAAGACCAACGGCAGAUGUGGCUGUAUCCUUAGUCAGGUGUCUUACAGGCUGUUUGAGGACACGGGACUCUUUGAAUCGUUUAAGAUCCCUGUGAGAGAGUUUAUGAACUAUUUCCACGCGCUGGAGAAUGGAUACAGAGACAUACCAUAUCACAACAGGAUCCAUGCCACAGAUGUGCUGCACGCGGUCUGGUACCUCACCACACAGCCUGUACCAGGUUUACCCACACUAGUCCAUGACCAGGGCUCUGUCAGUGACUCAGAUUCAGACAGUGGUAUUCCUCAUGGGCGUAUGGGCUAUUUGAUGUCUAAGACAUACCCUGUGAUGGAGGAAGGCUAUAGCUGUCUCUCAGGACUCAUUCCUGCCCUGGAGCUCAUGGCUUUGUAUGUAGCUGCUGCCAUGCAUGACUAUGACCACCCCGGCCGCACCAAUGCCUUUUUAGUGGCGACAAGUGCCCCACAGGCUGUGCUCUACAAUGAUCGCUCCGUGCUGGAGAACCACCAUGCUGCCUCUGCAUGGAGCCUUUUCAUGUCCCGACCUGAGUACAACUUCCUGGUCAAUCUUGACCACGUGGAAUUCAAACGUUUUCGAUUUCUAGUCAUUGAAGCCAUUCUGGCCACUGAUCUGAAAAAGCACUUUGACUUCCUGGCUGAGUUCAAUGCCAAGGUUGGUGAUGAGGGAUGCUCAGGUAUAGACUGGACCAAUGAGAACGAUCGGCUCCUGGUAUGCCAGAUGUGCAUUAAACUUGCGGACAUCAAUGGGCCACUCAAAUGCAAGGACUUACAUCUGCAGUGGACAGAGGGCAUCGUCAAUGAGUUUUAUGAACAGGGUGAUGAAGAGUCCAGUCUGGGUCUGCCUAUUAGUCCCUUCAUGGACCGCUCAGCGCCUCAGUUGGCCAAGCUCCAGGAGUCCUUCAUUACACACAUUGUUGGGCCCCUGUGCAGCUCCUAUGACUCUGCUGCCCUUAUGCCAGGAAGGUGGGUGGAUUCAGUUUCCAGAGAGGACGAAGAAGCGGCAGAGCCAGAGGAAACAGAUGAAGAAGAGGAGGAGGAUACCGCUGAGGAAGAUGCAUCUACCAGCUCAGAGCAGUCACAAAAACGAGUCCCUAAGAAGAGACGGAAAGUAUUCUGUCAGAUCACUCAGCACCUUCUGGAAAACCACGAGAUGUGGAAGAAGGUGAUUGCAGAGGAAACACAGAAUCAGGUUGAUGAGGAGGAGAAAUCCACAUGCUUCAGCAAUCCAGCUGAUUCAAUCUUGGCCAUUGAUGAAGAGGAGGAAGAGCCAGGGAGCAAGGGGGAGUCUGUGGAAAAUCAAGAGGAGGAAACUGAGGUUGAGGAGACCAGCCUCACAAAGGAGGAGAUUCCAGUAUCAGAAACAGGACAGGAAGUGGAAAACGAGAGGGAGACUUUGGAGAAAGAGGUGGAGACUGUAGGAGAGGAGGAUAAAGAGGAGGAUGCUCUGAAUGAAGAGAGGGGAGAAGAGGAAGAGACUGAUCAAAAAGAGCAAUUUGUGGAGGAAAGAAAAGAGACUGCUGAAGCAGAAGAAGAGGAGGACCAGGAGUGA
This is a messenger RNA of Chanos chanos (milkfish), 3666 nucleotides long. RefSeq names its product phosphodiesterase 3A, cGMP-inhibited (gene pde3a). Bases 1 to 3666 code for a protein of 1221 amino acids. NCBI's taxonomy places the organism in Eukaryota, Metazoa, Chordata, Actinopteri, Gonorynchiformes, Chanidae. The transcript is spliced from 16 exons. The record is from RefSeq and is a predicted model, not a curated record. Gene Ontology annotation, biological process: signal transduction. Gene Ontology annotation, molecular function: 3',5'-cyclic-nucleotide phosphodiesterase activity.